CCAAGUACAUGAUCUUCUUAGAGCUGCUUAUCCGCUUUGCUUCAGAGACAAUCGUGCCUGAUUUUAAGAGAGAGAAACAGCACACUUUCUAGAGAGAGAGAGGAGCACAAACUGAAUACAGAGAGUCCUCUACUUCUCUCUCUCUCUCGCUCGCUCUCCAUGAUCGUGUUCGUUUGUCUGAAAACUAAGAGAUUUAACUAAUUUCACUCAAAUUCUCGAGAGGCGAAAAAAGGAAGAGAGAGAUGGCGGAAAAAGAUGAAGCUAUGGAGGCUCUGAAAAGGGAAGCUGUGGAUUUGGAGAACAUACCCGUUGAGGAGGUUUUCGAGAAUCUGAGAUGUACCAAAAAUGGACUCACAUCUGAAGAUGUUGAGAGGAGAUUGGACAUAUUUGGGCACAACAAGCUUGAAGAGAAAGUGGAGAGUAAGUUUUUGAAGUUCUUAGGGUUCAUGUGGAAUCCCCUCUCAUGGGUCAUGGAGGCUGCGGCAAUUAUGGCUAUUGCGCUUGCAAAUGGUGGAGGAAAAGCACCUGAUUGGCAGGAUUUUGUUGGGAUUAUUACUCUGCUUGUUAUCAAUUCAACUAUAAGUUUUAUAGAAGAAAACAAUGCUGGUAAUGCAGCAGCUGCUCUCAUGGCACGUCUUGCGCCCAAAGCGAAGGUUCUCCGAGAUGGGAGAUGGAAUGAGGAAGAUGCAGCUGUUCUUGUUCCAGGAGACAUCAUUAGCAUUAAACUUGGGGAUAUAGUUCCAGCUGAUGCUCGUCUCCUUGAGGGUGAUCCGCUGAAAAUUGAUCAGUCUGCUCUCACGGGUGAGUCCCUGCCUGUGACAAAAGGCCCAGGGGAUGGUGUUUAUUCAGGGUCUACCUGCAAGCAGGGAGAGAUUGAAGCAGUGGUCAUUGCCACAGGUGUGCAUACCUUCUUUGGCAAGGCUGCUCACCUCGUGGACUCCACAAAUCAAGUUGGCCAUUUUCAGAAGGUCUUGACUGCCAUCGGAAAUUUUUGUAUAUGUUCUAUUGCGGUUGGGAUGUUUGUAGAAAUAAUAGUGAUGUACCCGAUUCAACAUCGGGACUAUCGUCCGGGAAUUGACAAUUUGCUGGUACUUCUGAUUGGAGGAAUCCCUAUUGCUAUGCCGACAGUCUUAUCUGUUACAAUGGCAAUUGGUUCUCACCGUUUAUCUCAGCAGGGAGCCAUCACAAAAAGAAUGACAGCUAUAGAAGAAAUGGCCGGGAUGGAUGUGCUUUGCAGUGAUAAAACUGGAACUCUGACCCUGAACAAGCUUACUGUCGACAAAAAUCUUAUUGAGGUCUUUGCUAAAGGAGUUGACGUAGAUACUGUAGUUCUGAUGUCUGCCAGGGCCUCUCGGGUGGAAAACCAGGAUGCAAUCGAUGGCGCUAUAGUAGGGAUGUUGGCUGAUCCGAAGGAGGCACGGGCUGGCAUCCAAGAGGUUCACUUCCUCCCAUUUAACCCAACUGAUAAGAGAACAGCUCUGACGUACAUUGACAGUGAAGGUAAAAUGCAUCGCGUCAGCAAAGGUGCCCCUGAACAGAUUCUUAACCUGGCACACAAUAAAUCAGACAUAGAGCAUAGAGUUCAUGCUGUGAUUGAUAAAUUUGCCGAGCGAGGAUUAAGAUCUCUUGCAGUAGCAUACCAGGAAGUUCCUGAGCGUACGAAGGAAAGUCCUGGAGGUCCAUGGCAAUUCAUUGGCCUCAUGCCUCUGUUUGACCCACCCAGACAUGACAGUGCAGAGACAAUAAGAAGAGCUUUGAAUUUGGGGGUGAACGUUAAAAUGAUCACUGGUGAUCAACUGGCAAUUGGAAAGGAAACUGGACGGCGUUUGGGAAUGGGAACCAACAUGUAUCCUUCAUCUGCUUUAUUAGGGCAGAACAAGGAUGAAUCAAUUGCUGCUUUGCCAAUUGAUGAGCUCAUUGAAAAAGCUGAUGGCUUUGCUGGCGUCUUCCCUGAGCACAAAUAUGAGAUCGUAAAACGCUUGCAAGCUAGAAAACAUAUAUGCGGAAUGACUGGUGAUGGAGUCAAUGAUGCCCCUGCACUUAAAAAGGCUGAUAUUGGCAUAGCUGUUGCUGAUGCAACUGAUGCUGCUCGUAGUGCUUCUGAUAUAGUCCUGACAGAACCUGGUCUCAGCGUGAUCAUUAGUGCUGUACUAACUAGUCGUGCAAUCUUUCAGAGGAUGAAAAAUUACACGAUCUAUGCUGUUUCCAUUACAAUUCGUAUUGUGCUUGGUUUCAUGUUGCUCGCUCUUAUAUGGAAGUUCGACUUCCCACCCUUCAUGGUGCUGAUCAUUGCUAUCCUGAAUGAUGGUACCAUUAUGACAAUAUCAAAGGAUAGGGUGAAACCAUCUCCUCUGCCCGACAGCUGGAAGCUGGGAGAGAUUUUUGCAACUGGGAUCAUUCUUGGAGGUUACUUGGCAGUGAUGACAGUCAUCUUCUUUUGGGUGGCAUACGAGACGAAUUUCUUUCCUCACCUAUUUGGGGUUUCAUCUCUAAAGAAAACGGUUAGUUACGACUUCAAAAAGCUUGCCUCUGCAGUGUACCUGCAAGUGAGUACCAUUAGUCAAGCCCUCAUUUUUGUGACAAGAGCUAGGAGUUGGUCAUUCUACGAGCGCCCAGGACUUCUGCUUGUGGGGGCUUUUUUGGUUGCUCAGCUGAUUGCUACAUUGAUUGCUGUAUAUGCGAAUUGGGGUUUUGCUGCGAUUGAAGGGAUUGGAUGGGGUUGGGCUGGGGUGAUUUGGCUCUAUAACCUCAUUACGUACUUCCCUCUUGAUUUCAUAAAGUUCUGUAUUCGAUAUGCCAUUAGUGGUAGAGCUUGGGAUCUCGUUUUCGAGCAAAGGGUUGCCUUUACGAGGAAAAAGGAUUUCGGAAAAGAAGAACGUGAGCUUAAAUGGGCACAUGCACAAAGAACCCUCCAUGGGCUGCAGCCACCUGUGACUGACUUUAGUGACCGCAGUAGCAUUACCGAUCUUAACCAGAUGGCUGAAGAGGCAAAAAGACGAGCUGAGAUGGCAAGGCUGAUAGAACUGCAAACAUUGAAAGGCCACGUUGAAUCAGUUGUGAAAUUGAAGAAUCUCGACAUAGAAACGAUCCAGCAAGCGUACACGGUUUGAGAAAGGCAAUACGUUUGAUAUACUUUUGUCUAUCCCCCGUCUAAGGGGCUGUAAUAUGGGAUCCUGUUCACUGCGAUCCACCUACUUGUUAUUUAUAAUCAGUCAUCCUAGAAGAGGACUCUUCGUAUGGGCAACAAUCCCUCUUUGUAGAAGGGAAAGAAGUGCUUUCAUAUUUUUCUAUACAUUUGGCUGUAGAUAAUGAUGAUCAAUAUCACAGUUAGAUAGAUGCCUCAUUCAAGUGAGACGCAUUGAAAUGACUCUGAAUAUGAUCAUUUGUGCUUCUUUUUAGUUUUCUCGGGAGCGUGUGCCCAAAUCAUAAGUUUCUUCAUAUGUUAGGAUAAUUUGAGGCCUACUCAUGAGGCUUGUGACCAGCGUCGGGGGCUUGUUCUCUGCCCUCGAAACUAACUUUGGAAUAGGAAUUGACCUUCUUUUCCAACAAUGCAGUUUUUUGUUGUAUUAAGAAUACUUUGUUUAAAGAUGGAAUUCGA
Messenger RNA from Ilex paraguariensis (yerba mate), 3598 nucleotides. The record is from the annotation of a GenBank genome assembly. Lineage: Eukaryota; Viridiplantae; Streptophyta; Magnoliopsida; Aquifoliales; Aquifoliaceae.